Pan troglodytes (chimpanzee) is the source of this 6856-nucleotide messenger RNA. RefSeq names its product protocadherin alpha 11 (gene PCDHA11). Gene Ontology annotation, biological process: homophilic cell-cell adhesion. Gene Ontology annotation, molecular function: calcium ion binding. The transcript has 4 exons. Bases 1596 to 4445 code for a protein of 949 amino acids. Lineage: Eukaryota; Metazoa; Chordata; Mammalia; Primates; Hominidae. The record is from RefSeq and is marked inferred. Gene Ontology annotation, cellular component: plasma membrane.
UUAAUAGUUGAAUAUACAUAUAAAAUAUUAGCAUACACAUAUGAUAACUUUUUCAUAUGCCAUUGCAGUAUUUUUAGAUUGGAGAUAAACCAUCAAAACUAUAGAACAAAAUAUUUAAGCUAGAGUGAUAUUUAUUCUAAAUCACUUUCUAUUCUAAAAUUUUGUUGCAUCUUCUUUUUUUCCUCCUAAAUCCUAAGGGUAUAUGAAAAGACAAAGAAAAUUCAAGCAAAUUACAACUUAAGGCAAAGAAAACUCUCAUAAGCAAUUCCUGUAUUUUACUUAGCAUUUUCUAUGAAAUUCCAUUUCCACAGACACUAAGGUAAUUUACCAUUUAGUUGAAUUGUUUGAUUAAUUUUCUAUGUUUUAAGCACAAUAUCAGGUACUUACAGAAGGUAUAAUUAAAAAUCACAUCCCUUGUUUUCCAUGAACUUAUGCUCUCAAACCCAAAAUUCUUUCAAUAAGAAACAAACUAUUUUCAUGAAUAUAACUGAAUUAGAUUAAGGAAACCAAUGUUGGUGACUUGGAAAUACCAAUAUGGCACGAAGAUGUUCAGGGUGAUUUUAUUUAUUUUAUCAAAUGAUAAUAAAAUUUAUUUUAUAGUUGAAAAGCCUAUUUCUGUCAUAUCAUUGAUUCUGUUACAUAAAGUGCUAAAUUUUGAUAUCUCAUAUUAUGCUACUAUGGCUUACAUUAGAAAUAAUAUGUGUCAAAUAAAAACUCAUCUAGAUCAAUAGACUUUUCCUUUGUGGAUCCUUUUUUAAAACUACCAAGUUUGAGAAUAUGAAUAUAUUUGUUUUUCAUAUUGUUCUGCAAUGAAUAUGAAGUCACUUAUAAUCAGAAAGCAAUUAAAUGUAAAUAACAGUAAAGAAUGAGAACUAUAGAAAAUAGAUAUGAAAAGGCAAGCCCACAGAGAUGAGAAUAGAUCAUGUGGAACGUAAACACUAAAGAGCUGCUUUUAUAAAACUUCAAUUUUUUCUUUGAGUUCCCUAGCAGCCAAAGUAACAAGGGAGACUGAAAGUAAAACAAUUCAAAUUUGAUAGUAUUUUUAUAUGAGGAACAACACUUUCAGGAAAUGUUUAACCCUAGUUUUUCAUGAGGCCACUUUAACAACUGAAUUCUCUUUCUCUCUCACUCUCUCUGUGUAUAUGUAUUUUAGAUAAGUAAAAGAACAAUGUUAUAAUGUUAAGUCAAACAUAGACACAAUAAUUUAAAUUUGAUGUUAAUCGAGAAAUAAAAUGCCAUUUCCAUAUAUAUUUAGUUUCAAUAUGACUUAUAAUGUGAAUAUUCCAUAAAUAAGCACGUUGGAAAUAUUUGGGGGAAGAAACCCAAAACACGUGAAAUUCUGUGGUGGUAAAUGCAGUGCACAGUACUCACAGUUUUAGGCGCAAGGUGUCGCUCUUUACUUGGUGGAAAGUUCAUUUAAAGGUUGGUCUGAACAGUGAGGCACUCCCAUACAAAGGGACUCCAUCAUACCGGAUGCCACCGUUUAAGGAUCCUUUGAAACUUCUCAAGAAUUCAACGAGAUUUUUAACCUGAAACUGAAGAAUCUGGUACUGUAAGUGUAAAGAAGCUUAUUUUGGAAGCCAAUUUCGUAUGCGAUGUUUGGUUUUCAGAGAAGGGGAUUGGGCACCCCACGACUACAGCUCUGGCUUCUCCUCCUCGAAUUCUGGGAGGUGGGGAGCGGCCAGCUCCACUACUCCGUCUCGGAGGAGGCCAAACACGGCACCUUCGUGGGCCGCAUCGCGCAGGACCUGGGGCUGGAGCUGGCGGAGCUGGUGCCGCGCCUGUUCCGGGUGGCGUCCAAAACACAUGGGGACCUUCUGGAGGUAAAUCUGCAGAAUGGCAUUUUGUUUGUGAAUUCUCGGAUCGACCGCGAGGAGCUGUGCGGGCAGAGCGCGGAGUGCAGCAUCCACCUGGAGGUGAUCGUGGACAGGCCGCUGCAGGUUUUCCAUGUGAACGUGGAGGUGAAGGACAUUAACGACAACCCGCCGGUGUUCUCGCUCAGAGAACAAAAGCUGCUGAUUGCGGAAUCUAAGCAAUCGGACUCGCGUUUUCCACUAGAGGGAGCUUCUGAUGCUGACAUUGAAGAGAAUGCUCUAUUGACCUACAGGCUAAGUAAAAAUGAGUAUUUUUCUUUAGAUUCACCAACAAAUGGUAAGCAGAUUAAAAGACUGUCACUUAUUUUAAAGAAGUCUCUGGAUAGAGAGAAAACUCCGGAACUUAAUUUGCUGCUAACAGCUACAGACGGGGGAAAACCAGAGCUUACUGGCACCGUUCGGCUGUUAGUCCAAGUCUUGGAUGUCAACGACAAUGAUCCAGAGUUUGAUAAAUCAGAAUAUAAGGUGAGCCUUAUGGAAAACGCUGCUAAAGAAACUCUUGUGCUCAAACUAAACGCCACAGACCGAGACGAAGGAGUCAAUGGAGAGGUAACAUACUCCUUAAUGUCAAUUAAGCCCAAUGGAAGACACUUAUUUACACUAGAUCAAAAUAAUGGAGAAGUGAGGGUCAAUGGAACUUUAGAUUAUGAAGAAAACAAGUUUUAUAAAAUUGAAGUACAGGCUACAGAUAAGGGGACUCCCCCAAUGGCAGGUCACUGUACAGUCUGGGUGGAAAUCUUGGACACCAACGAUAACUCUCCUGAAGUCGCCGUGACUUCCUUGUCCCUCCCAGUACGAGAGGACGCUCAGCCCAGCACGGUCAUUGCCCUGAUCAGCGUGUCUGACCGUGACUCCGGUGUCAACGGACAGGUGACCUGCUCGCUGACGCCCCACGUUCCCUUCAAGCUGGUGUCCACCUUCAAGAAUUACUACUCGUUGGUGCUGGACAGCGCCCUGGACCGCGAGAGCGUGUGGGCCUAUGAACUGGUGGUGACUGCGCGGGAUGGGGGUUCGCCUUCUCUGUGGGCCACGGCCAGGGUAUCCGUGGAGGUGGCCGACGUGAACGACAAUGCGCCUGCGUUCGCACAGCCCGAGUACACCGUGUUCGUGAAGGAGAACAACCCGCCAGGCUGCCACAUCUUCACAGUGUCGGCACGGGACGCGGACGCGCAGGAGAACGCGCUGGUGUCCUACUCGCUGGUGGAGCGGCGGUUGGGCGACCGCGCGCUGUCAAGCUACGUGUCGGUGCACGCGGAGAGCGGCAAGGUGUACGCGCUGCAGCCGUUGGACCACGAGGAGCUGGAGCUGCUACAGUUCCAGGUGAGCGCGCGCGAUGCGGGCGUGCCGCCUCUGGGCAGCAACGUGACGCUGCAGGUGUUCGUGCUGGACGAGAACGACAACGCGCCGGCACUGCUGGCGACUCAGGCUGGCAGCGCGGGAGGCGCAGUUAACAAGCUAGUACCGCGGUCGGUGGGUGCGGGCCACGUGGUGGCGAAGGUGCGCGCAGUGGAUGCGGACUCAGGCUACAACGCGUGGCUUUCAUAUGAAUUGCAGCCGGCGGCGGGCGGCUCGCGCAUCCCGUUCCGCGUGGGGCUGUACACGGGCGAGAUAAGCACAACGCGUGCCCUGGACGAGGCGGACUCGCCGCGCCACCGACUUCUAGUACUGGUGAAGGAUCACGGUGAGCCGGCGCUGACGGCCACGGCCACCGUGCUGGUGUCGUUGGUGGAGAGCGGACAGGCGCCAAAGGCCUCUUCCCGGACUUUGGUGGGCGCCGCGAGCCCAGAGGCUGCGCUGGUGGAUGUCAACGUGUACCUGAUCAUCGCCAUCUGCGUGGUGUCCAGCCUGCUGGUACUCACGCUGCUGCUGUAUACGGCGCUGUGGUGCUCGGCAACGCCCACUGAGGGCGCGUGCGCGCCGGGGAAGCCCACGCUGGUGUGCUCCCGCGCGGUGGGGAGCUGGUCAUACUCGCAGCAGAGGCGGCAGAGGGUGUGCUCUGAGGAGGGCCCACCUAAGACGGACCUCAUGGCCUUCAGCCCCAGUCUUCCUCUAGGUCUGAAUAAAGAGGAGGAAGGGGAAAGACAGGAGCCAGGGUCAAAUCACCCCGGACAGCCACGACAGCCCAACCCUGACUGGCGUUACUCUGCCUCCCUGAGAGCAGGCAUGCACAGCUCUGUGCACCUAGAGGAGGCUGGCAUUCUACGGGCUGGUCCAGGAGGGCCUGAUCAGCAGUGGCCAACAGUAUCCAGUGCAACACCAGAACCAGAGGCAGGAGAAGUGUCCCCUCCAGUCGGUGCGGGUGUCAACAGCAACAGCUGGACCUUUAAAUACGGACCAGGCAACCCCAAACAAUCCGGUCCCGGUGAGUUGCCAGACAAAUUCAUUAUCCCAGGAUCUCCUGCAAUCAUCUCCAUCCGGCAGGAGCCUGCUAACAGCCAAAUUGACAAAAGUGACUUCAUAACCUUCGGCAAAAAGGAGGAGACCAAGAAAAAGAAGAAAAAGAAGAAGGGUAACAAGACCCAGGAGAAAAAAGAGAAAGGGAACAGCACGACUGACAACAGUGACCAGUGAGGUCCUCAAAUGGAAACAAGCCACUUAGCCAGUUUUUGUAAUAAUGGCAAAUCUCUCCCAUGUAGCAAUUCCCUGCUCCUUUUUCCUAUCUACAUGAGCCCUCUUAGAGACCUCAGAAAUCUGCAGAAAGUUCCCUGUGUCUGUCUAGAACGCAUUUAACAGGUUUUGUCGUAAAAGCUUUACUAAGUCUGGUGUUAACUCUUUCUCUCCACUCUGGCUUGUUUUCAGAACCUAAAAAGCAGACCCAAGUUUCCUUUCUCCUCCGCCGCAAAGGAGAGGCUUCCCAGCCCCGCCAGUGAGAGGUUGGACUCUCUGCCCUGUGCUCCGGGGAUCCUGUCUUGAUGACACUUGCAGGGCAGGCUGAAAAGUUUUGAGAUUGAGCAGCUUGGGUGUUUGUGGCCACUGGGUAUGUGUGGCUACCGCGGGUAUGCGAGUGCCAGAUAUUGGCUGAGACGAGCCAGCUUAGACUAAUUGGUACAAGGAAGGCAAGAAAACAAAGACAAAUAAACAGCGGAAGUUAUCAGUAUGGAGGGGAAGUGUAAACUUAAAGGGACCAGACUUUCUAAAUCUUACAACUCAAGAGGUGGCGGCCACCCUCUAGGAGACAAAACUACCCCCACUGACAAGGCUUUAGGAGACCCUAAAGUCUGUUGGCUGUGACGUCAUUAUACCUAAAAUCUGCAUCAUACCUGCAAGCCAACAGUUCAAUGUUUUAACAGAGAACCACCCUGGGAAACAGAAGCAGAUCUGAUGUGUUUCCUAUACAUGUCCUGUGCUCACUUUAUUAAAAAUUCUUUUGCACACAAUGUUUAUGAAAAGGCCAGAUCCUUUUCCAAUACUUAUGCAAAAGCAAAAGAAAACCCCGACACCUCACCUUUCGCUGUUUGUUGUUUCAUAGAUUUAUUUAAAAAAAAAGAGAAAGUCUAUAGCUAUAAAUCUUUAAAGAGAAAUAUGAAUACAAUUCCCCUACACUCUCCUCAAAAGAGAAUUCAGUCUACAGCCAUUUAAAUGAUCAUUGCUGCUACAGAAGUGCUUUAAGAGAAUUGCCUGAAACAUCUGUAUUAUAUCGGCCACCUGCCAAUCACAGCUUUACUCUUUCAGGUCACUCUGGGGCUGCCUCUUGCAUGUAUUACUAAAUAAAAUGAUCUCUCUUUCUCUCUCUCUCUCUUUUCUAAGAAACAAUUAUGUGCACUUUGAUACACAACCUUCUCUAACCAACUAUAUAUCAAGACCCAAAAAUGGAAGAAAAAUAUUGUUUUCUCAUACAGUGAGCAGAUUUUUCAAUCUACUAAUUCUGUGACUUGUCUUGGUGUGCUAGCCUACACCUUCUCUUUGGUUUAGUUUUCUUUUUCUAUAACACUCUGAAUUGCUAAUCUUACUAACACCUAUGAUGUUACCUGAAAUCAAUCUCCCAUAUGUAUGCUGUAUGCUAUGCUAAGACUCCUGAAAUAUACUUACUCUGUGCUUGUGUAUGUGAAUGUUAAUGCAACUAUUACCUAGAGUGAACUUUAAACUUUAUUGUUGAAUGUAAUUCCAUUAUAUUUCCUUUUGUACACCUGUGAAAAAGUGGAGUAGUGUUUUUUUAACCAUUGUUAAUCAGCUUUUGUGUAUGAAAGACACAGUAAAAUUUCUUUCUUAAAUCAAGAUACUGGUGAUUCAAGGAAUUUUAUUUAUGGUCCAGCCAAGAGCCAUCUCUUGCCAAGACUUCUGCUGGCAAGGGAAUGGGUAAAGCUGUUUUGUUCUAGUAACAAUUUUGGAAUGAAUACUGACAAUAUUCCAUGAGGGUGUGCAAGCACAAAUUUUACCAAUCUGACCUCUUUGAAGUUGCAGAAUGCUUUGAAAUUCUAAUGGUAUCUGAAAUAUCAGCUCAUAGAAAGUAACAAAAUUUGCUGUCACCUUAAAUAAGACAUUUUAAUUUUGUUAUAAUGUACAAUUUAGAAGUUUGAUUAAUUAUAUUAUCUAUUUAGGCAUUAAUAUAAAAGAGGUAGGAGUCUGUUAUUUAAAAAAAGCAUUAAAUUAAAAAAAAACUGUCAUGUCUACUUUUAGCUUCAUUCUCCCAUAUUUUGAAGGGUGUGUAACUUCAGCUCUGCAGGAUUGCAUGGGGUAAAACUUGUUGCCAACACAUGUGAACCAUUGCUACAUUGUAGGUUGUGAUCAUUUUGCCCCACUGAAGCCCAUGUAUCUGACCUUACGUGCCUUUUGAACUAGGAGAAUCGGGCUAAUUUAUUAAUGAUGAUAAUUAUAAUGUAUCUGUACAGCACUUUUUACAUUUGCGAAGUGCUUUCCAAUCCAUGUUAGUUACUAGUUAUUACAGCUGUAAGGAUAAAACACGUCAUGUGGAUUCAUUUUGAAUUGGUGCUAUUGGUAUUUCCUCUGUUAUUGCUAAUAAAUGAAAAUGGUGGUAUGAAAGA